AUGGGUUACGGUGACGAGAUCUCCGGUACGGACAACAAGUCCCAGAAUGUCAUGGGGGGUGAGAAGUAUGGUGGUGCCGCCCAGUUUGACGGCGACCUGGUGGAGAAGAUGAGCGAGGGCGAGCGGAACAUCUACGAGGCCGGUAUUGAAAAAUAUAACCGUCUGGGAUGGAAGCGCCUGACGGUCGUGCUGAUCGUCGAGGCCAUUGCGCUGGGAAGUUUGUCCAUUCCCGGCAGUUUCGCUACCCUCGGUAUGGUGGCCGGUGUCAUCUUGACCGUGGGACUGGGUUUUGUCGCUAUCUACACCAGUUACGUCGUCGGUCAGGUUAAGCUGAAGUUCCCCGACGUUGCCCACUACCCCGAGGCUGGACGUCUGAUGUUCGGCCGGGUGGGUUACGAGAUUGUCUACGUGAUGCUGGGUCUGCAAUUGCUCUUCCUGACGGGCUCGCACUGUCUGACGGGUACCAUCGCCUUCAUUAACAUUACCGAAAGCGGCGUCUGCUCCGUCGUGUUCGCUGUUGUCUCCGCCAUCAUCCUGCUGCUCUUCGCCGUGCCCCCCAGUUUCGCUGAGAUGGCCAUUCUGGGCUACGUCGACUUUGUCUCCAUUAUUGCUGCCAUUCUGAUCACCAUGAUCGCCACGGGCAUCACAGCCUCCGACUCCACGGCUGGUCUUUCCGGGGUCAACUGGUCCGCUUGGCCCAAGGAAGGCAUCACCUUCACUGACGCCUUCAUUGCCGUUACCAACAUCGUCUUCGCCUACAGUUUCGCCAUGUGCCAGUUCUCCUUCAUGGAUGAGAUGCACACCCCCAAGGAUUACGUCAAGUCCAUCUGGGCCCUGGGUCUCAUCGAAAUUGUUAUCUACACGCUGACGGGUGCGCUGAUCUACGCCUUUGUUGGUCAGGAUGUGCAGAGCCCCGCUCUGUUGUCUGCGGGCAGCAUGGUCAAGCGUGUGGCCUUUGGUAUUGCGCUGCCUGUUAUCUUCAUCAGUGGCUCCAUCAACACGGUGGUGCUGGGUCGCAUGAUCCACGGGCGCAUCUUCAAGAACUCGACCAUCCGCUUCAUCAACACCAAGAUGGGCUGGAUCACCUGGCUGGCGCUGAUCACCGUCAUCACCUGGGUGGCGUUUGUGAUCGCCGAAGUUAUUCCCUUCUUCUCGGAUCUGCUGUCCAUCUCCUCCUCGCUCUUCAUUUCGGGCUUCACCUUCUACUUCCCCGCGCUGAUGUGGUUCUUGCUGGUGCGCGAGGGCAAGUGGAACACGCCCAAGAACCUGAUGCUGGGAGCACUGAACCUGUGCUGUUUGAUUAUUGGUCUGGUGACGCUGGGGGCUGGUACCUAUGCCAGUGUCGACGACAUUAUUCUCAACUACCGCAGCGGAUCCGUGCGUGGUGUGUUCACUUGCGCCGCUCCGGAGUAA
This is a messenger RNA of Aspergillus tubingensis, 1413 nucleotides long. RefSeq names its product putative amino acid transporter. The coding region runs from base 1 to 1413 and encodes 470 amino acids. The transcript has 2 exons. Lineage: Eukaryota; Fungi; Ascomycota; Eurotiomycetes; Eurotiales; Aspergillaceae. Gene Ontology annotation, molecular function: amino acid transmembrane transporter activity. The record is from RefSeq and is a predicted model, not a curated record. Gene Ontology annotation, cellular component: vacuolar membrane. Gene Ontology annotation, biological process: amino acid transmembrane transport.